Miscanthus lutarioriparius is the source of this 1728-nucleotide messenger RNA. The record is from the annotation of a GenBank genome assembly. NCBI's taxonomy places the organism in Eukaryota, Viridiplantae, Streptophyta, Magnoliopsida, Poales, Poaceae.
AUGAAGUCAUCGAAAAAAUCUAAUGCUUGUGAGCUGCAUCUGUUUUUGGAGGUGCUUCAUCCUCUUCGUGUGCGCAAUAUGAUUAGCAAAGAUGACAUAUUGGUGUUCCUAAAGCUGUAUGACCCAGGUCAAAGACAGCUACGAUAUGUCGGCACACUCUUUGUCAAAGCUUCGUCAAGGCCUUCAUGUAUUCUUCCAAAGCUAAGAACUCUAGCUGGUUUUCAUGCAUACGAAGAAAUUGAAUUGUAUGAGGAAAUAAAAUUCGAACCGACGUUGAUGUGUGAGAGGAUUGACAUUAAUGUUACCUUUAGGUCUAGUCAGAUUGAAAAUGGGGACAUUAUUUGCUACCAGAAAGCGGCCAACUCAGAGGACAAAUAUCCUAAUGUUGAAUUGUUCUUCAAGCAUGUUCUUGGUCAGAAGGAUCCACAAAUAAGGAUACAGGCUCUAGAAGAGGAGGUUGCUGCUAUGUUAAAAAAUCAGGUUCGUCGUGAAAAGGACGCAAAAAAAGAAUGUGAUGAGUUGAAACAGGAACGAGAUAAUGCACUGCGACAGGUCGAUGAGUUACGUGAUCAGAACAGGCAUAUUAUUCUCGAGUUCUCCCUUGAGGACUUGGAACAAGCGACAGAGAAUUUCAGUGAUGUGUGCAAGGUUGGAGACACCGAAUAUGGGCGCGUAUACAAAGGCAUAGUACAUAAGACCAUGGUGGCAAUCAAGCUAUCAUGUUCCCAAAGCUUAUUUCAACAGGAGGUUUCUAUUCUUAAAAAAUGUAGACAUCCAAACAUAGUCACCAUUAUUGGAAUAUGCUCAGAAGCCUCUGCUCUAGUAUACGAGUGGUUACCGAAUGGAAACCUUGAAGACUGCAUUGUUAGCUCAAAUAACUCCCCACCUCUGCCAUGGUGCAAACGUACACAAAUCAUUGGUGACGUUUGCUGCACGCUGCUAUUCCUUCGUGCAAAUAAACCCAGUGCUUUGGUCCAUGGCGAUCUCCGGCCUUGCAACAUCCUCAUUGAUGCCAAUUACAGAAGCAAGCUUUGCAACUUUGGUAUGUCCAACCUGUUUCUUGCGCCUGGAGCGUUCCCACCAAACCUCAAUGUGAGGCUGCCAUACAUGGACCCGGAAUUUCUCACCACGGGGGAGCUCACGCCACAAUCUGAUAUCUACUCACUGGGUGUCAUUAUCCUGCGUCUCUUGACUGGAAUGUCUCCACUGUCUAUAGCAAAGAAAGUGGCGUCAGCUCUGGAGAGUGACAGCUUGCAUCUGAUGAUAGAUAAAUCAGCUGGGGACUGGCCCUACACGCAGGCCAAGCAGUUAGCAGUCCUCGGUCUGAGCUGCGUGGAAAUGACACCGGAGAAACGUCCUGAUCUGUUAACACAGGUUUGGAAAGUCAUUGAGCCCAUGGCCACGAGGCCUCUUGUGGCUUACUUCCAAUCAGCCUCUGGAGGAAGCUCUGCACCGGCUCACUUCUGCUGUCCAAUUCGCAUGGAGAUCAUGAAGGAUCCUCAAGUGGCAUCUGAUGGAUUCACCUAUGAAUCAGGAGCCAUAAGGCAAUGGCUUGAUAGUGGGAACAGGACAUUUGAGGCUGAGACCAACAUGGAUGAUGAUGAUGAUGAUAUUUCUCUUGAUUCGGAAGAAGAAGAUGAUGAUGGAGACAAAGAGGGAGUGGAACAAAUUGUUGAGAAUGCACUUGAGGAGGAAGAGGAUAUAAAUGAGGAAGAGGGUGGGGGAUGA